Molecule: messenger RNA, 1887 nt
Organism: Clupea harengus (Atlantic herring)
Lineage: Eukaryota; Metazoa; Chordata; Actinopteri; Clupeiformes; Clupeidae
Gene: smu1a
Product: SMU1 DNA replication regulator and spliceosomal factor a
Biological process (GO): mRNA splicing, via spliceosome
Molecular function (GO): protein binding
Source: RefSeq, a predicted model, not a curated record
AAAGGGAAUCUGUUUAUGACCAGAGAAGACGUUUUGUUGUUCCUUCCUCAACUGCGUGUUCUAACCCCGAUAGCAGGAGUCCUUGUGUAUAUUUUACAGAUUGAAUCAUGUCUUUGGAGAUUGAAUCCGCAGAUGUGAUCCGUCUGAUCAUGCAGUACUUGAAGGAGAACAGUCUUCACCGUACGCUGGCGACGCUCCAGGAGGAAACGACCGUCUCGUUGAACACCGUGGACAGUAUCGAGAGCUUCGUGGCUGACAUCAACAGCGGCCACUGGGACACUGUGCUGCAGGCCAUCCAAUCCCUCAAGCUGCCCGACAAAACCCUCAUAGACCUCUAUGAGCAGGUGGUACUGGAGCUGAUUGAAUUGAGAGAGUUGGGUGCAGCUCGUUCGCUCCUGCGUCAAACGGACCCCAUGAUCAUGUUGAAGCAGACACAACCUGAGAGAUACAUCCACCUGGAGAACCUGCUGGCCAGAUCCUACUUCGACCCACGUGAGGCAUAUCCCGACGGCAGCAGUAAGGAGAAGAGAAGGGCAGCCAUUGCUCAAGCUCUGGCUGGUGAAGUCAGCGUGGUGCCCCCCUCACGUCUGAUGGCCCUGCUAGCCCAGUCUCUGAAGUGGCAGCAGCACCAGGGUCUGCUUCCUCCUGGUAUGACCAUCGAUCUGUUCAGAGGCAAAGCUGCCGUCAAAGACGUGGAGGACGAGAGGUUUCCCACGCAACUCAGCAGGCACAUUAAGUUUGGACAGAAGUCGCACGUGGAGUGUUCUCGGUUCUCUCCUGAUGGUCAGUACCUGGUGACCGGUUCCGUGGAUGGCUUCAUUGAAGUGUGGAACUUCACCACCGGCAAGAUCAGGAAGGAUCUGAAGUACCAGGCUCAGGAUAACUUCAUGAUGAUGGACGAUGCUGUGCUCUGCAUGUGCUUCAGCCGAGACACAGAGAUGCUGGCCACUGGAGCGCAGGACGGCAAGAUCAAGGUGUGGAAGAUCCAGAGCGGCCAGUGUCUGAGGCGGUUUGAGCGCGCUCACAGCAAAGGAGUGACCUGCAUCAGCUUCUGUAAGGACAGCAGCCAGAUCCUCAGCGCAUCGUUCGACCAGACCAUCAGGGUCCAUGGGUUAAAGUCAGGUAAGCUUUUAAAGGAGUUCAGAGGUCACGCGUCCUUCGUAAAUGAUUCAACCUUCACCCCAGACGGACAUCACAUCAUCAGCGCAUCAUCAGACGGAACUGUGAAGAUUUGGAACGUAAAGACCACGGAAUGCUCAAACACCUUCAAGUCAUUAGGAACAUCUGCUGGAACCGACAUCACCGUCAACAACGUCAUCCUUCUGCCCAAGAACCCUGAACACUUUGUGGUGUGCAACCGCUCCAACACCGUGGUCAUCAUGAACAUGCAAGGCCAGAUCGUGCGUAGUUUCAGCUCCGGUAAGCGUGAGGGAGGUGACUUUGUGUGCUGCUCUCUGUCUCCGAGAGGCGAAUGGAUCUACUGCGUGGGAGAGGACUUUGUGUUGUACUGUUUCAGUACAGUCACCGGCAAACUGGAGAGAACCCUCACGGUCCAUGAAAAGGAUGUGAUUGGCAUUGGCCACCACCCUCAUCAGAACCUUAUUGCCACCUACAGUGAAGAUGGCCUCCUGAAACUAUGGAAACCAUGAGGAAGCUCUGCCUCUGAGAGGGUGCUAUGGAAACCAGAAUGGGGGGAGGGGGGGUGUUUGCAGUGUGUUUUUGUAAAUACACUUUUGUUUUAAUUUAGUGCUUGUUACAAGGUACACCUGUCAAAACCAUUUAUUGUUUUUUUUAUUGUUUUUGGUCCGUUGAUACCAAGUGAAAAUGGACUUUGAUUCCUGCCUUUGGAUUUUUUGUUUGUCAUUAAAACCCAUUUUAGUUUACAAA